UACUUUUUUAUAUAUUUAUUUUUUAUAUAUUUAUUUUUUUUAUAUAUUUAUUUUUUUAUAUAUUUAUUUUUUUAUAUAUUUAUUUUUAUCUUAUAUAUUAUAUACAUAUUAUAAAUAGGGUAUGCCUCAUUUAAAAGCAUCAAAUAAAGAAGAUGCAACCAUUAUUAUAGGACUAGAUCCUUCAUUUACAGGAGUAUUAAGAGGUGUUGCUCAUGAUGAAUCAGAAGGUUGUACUGUAAAAGGCAAUUGUAUUGUUAAAGUAAAUAAACCUAUCAAAGUGAGAAGAUUCUGGGUUUGGCUUGAAGGUCGAAGUAAAGUAACACUCAAAUCGAAUACUUAUACUGUGGCUAGUUCAGAAUCAACAGAGAGUAGAACAUUGUAUUCAAGAAAUAUUCAUUUCUUGGGCGAUGAUGGUUUAACUCAGAUCUUAACACCUGGUCAGUAUAUUUAUCCAUUUAGUUUUGAUUUACCACCUAGUCUUCCUGCAAGUUUUCGUGGCAAGAGAGGUUAUAUUAGAUAUCGUUUACAAGCAGUCAUUUAUCGUCCUAUGUUUGCUAGUGAUAUUCAAGUAUCUCGUGAUAUUCCUAUAAAACGUUGUUUGUUAAAUGAGGAAACACCCAUAGCUGAAUUACGUGAAACAUAUGAAGGUAGACAUCAUACAAAUAAACUUCAUUAUACUGCUACAGCUCCUAGUAUUACUUAUCGUGAAGGUGGGCUGGUUCGUCUAAAUUUGACUAUGCAACUUACUCGUCCUGAAACUCAGUCUAUAAGAGUCGUCACUUGUGCUUUAAGAGAACGUAUUCAAUAUCGUACUACAGAUGGUCAAGCAAAUACCGUCCUUAGCAAAACAGAUAACCUUUUCCCUCUUGGCUAUAGUACCUUCUAUCCAAAUCAAUCACCUGAUUAUGAUCCAAAAGAAAAAGCCGAUUACAAUGCUUUAUUUCGUUUAUGUCCAAGAGUGAAUGCUGAUUUGAAUAGUAGACUAAUGAAAGUAACUCAUGCCUUGGUAGUGAAUAUUAUGGUAGAGGAUAGUUGUAAAGAGGAUAAUGAUGAUGAUUAUUGCGAAUCAAUGUAUGAUACAGAGGCAACAGAGUCUGAAUGGGCUUCAGAGGAUGAUCGUAUUGGUGAUGUGAAAUACCAUCCUGUCGAAAGCCCAGCAUCUACUCCACCUAAUUCUGCUCCUAGUUCACCUGUCCUUAGUCGUUCAUCUUCUACAUCCUCGUUGGCAUCUAUAUUUUCAUUAGGUAGAAAUCAUAGUAAUGAGGAUGCAAUGACUUCUAUUCCAACUAUCAAGAAUACUCGUCGUAAACAUAAACACGGUAGUCAUCAUAAGGAUAAUAAUGAGCCACGCUUAAUUCUAUGUACUUUAGAAAUACCUUUAGUGGUAACAUCAAGAGAACAUAUCUGGAAUGAAAAGCCUAAUUUACCCCCUUCUUAUGAUGCUGUGGAGGAGCCUCCUAGUUAUAAUUCCUCUUUAGAAACUUUACCUCGAGCACCAACUUAUAAUGAAUCCCCUUCUUCCUCAUCUAUUAAUAAACCCAGUACACCGCUAUCUGAAGGACAGUUAUCAGCAUCAGCAUCAGCAUCAGCAUCGUCAGCAUCAUUAUUAUCAUCAUCAACGACAUCAGAAUCAAAUCAUCAUCAUAGCAAUUCUUUUACAAAUAAUUUAUCUUCUAUUGCAAGUCAUACUUCUACUAAACCAGAUCCUUACCACUCUUAGAGCAUAUAUAUUACCCUAUUUGUACAUAUUAUAAUAUAGCAUAU
This is a messenger RNA of Cokeromyces recurvatus, 1764 nucleotides long. RefSeq lists its product as uncharacterized. NCBI's taxonomy places the organism in Eukaryota, Fungi, Mucoromycota, Mucoromycetes, Mucorales, Mucoraceae. Gene Ontology annotation, cellular component: cytoplasm. Gene Ontology annotation, biological process: protein transport. The transcript has a single exon. The record is from RefSeq and is a predicted model, not a curated record. Bases 122 to 1720 code for a protein of 532 amino acids.